Sparassis crispa is the source of this 573-nucleotide messenger RNA. RefSeq lists its product as hypothetical. The record is from RefSeq and is a predicted model, not a curated record. The transcript is spliced from 5 exons. NCBI's taxonomy places the organism in Eukaryota, Fungi, Basidiomycota, Agaricomycetes, Polyporales, Sparassidaceae. Bases 1 to 573 code for a protein of 190 amino acids.
AUGGACUUGCCAAUUUAUUACACGAGGGCGGAAUACAUUGAGACUGACACUGGUAACAAAGUCUCCCGACGCGCAACUAUCGCUGGUCCUCAGAACAUUAUAUUGGGCGGGAAAACGAUCAUAUCCAGCGGCGCGAUAAUUCGAGGCGAUCUGCGGCGAACGGGACCCGGACAUGCAGUAGUCAUCUCGCUCGGCCGGUACUGUCUCAUUGGUGAGGGCUGCGUUAUGAGACCGCCGUACAAGACGUACCGCGGUAAUUUCAACUAUUAUCCCAUGAAGAUUGGUGACUAUGUGCACAUUGGUGCGAACACAAUCGUGGAAGCAGCAACUAUCGGUAAUCACGUAGAAAUCGGGAAAAACUGUGUAAUAGGCAAAUUCACUAUCAUUAAAGAUUGCGCGAAGAUUGCAGACAACACGAUUGUUCCACCAAACACUGUAAUUCCCGCAUUGGCGCUCUUCGCCGGUUCACCUGGACGGUUCGUUGAAGACCUUCCUGAGUCCACACAAGAAAUGGUGGAGGCGCAGACAAAACAGUAUUACACCCGAUUUCAGCCCCUUCCUGCCGAACGUUGA